CUCCGCAAAAGCAAUCACACAUCUGAUGAACACCGCACCCAUGGCCUCAACAUCCUGGCCAGAACUUGAAUCGACCGCCACUACCAAGGCACCGGAAUGGUCAUUGCGCUCGGAAUCAGAAUUACAUGUAGAACGACUCGAGGCAAAGCUCGACAGCAUCAAGAAGAGAAAUGACAGGCCUUCAAGGCAUCAUCAGCAUCAACAUGAGGCCCCAGGGCAACAACCCCAGGGAGCACUAGACUUGGAUGCGGACGAAAUUCAGGCAGGGCAAGAAGAGGCCGAUGAAGGGCUCUGGCUACUCUGGAACAACAAAUCAACAGCAUCCUCCUCAAAACCUGCAGUAACUUCGCAAGCACAAUCUCGAUAUCACAACGCCACAUAUGGCACCAGUUCCAUCCAUCGACCGUCGAGAUCGUCAUCAGAGAGUGAAGAAGAAGAAGGCCAGGAUGAGGACGAGGAGCAGAGAGAAGAGCGGCUGGAGGUGGCAAAAGCUCGAGCGAAACAUGUGGAGGAAUAUGUUGUGAAAGACCGUACCUGUUCACGGACAUGCUGCUGCGUCAUCUCAUAGCAUGAAUGGUCCACAUAUAUAAAAAAUACCCAUCGAGCGCGCGACAAAUAUACAGAGGAGCUGUUGAGAUGU
Gamsiella multidivaricata is the source of this 640-nucleotide messenger RNA. RefSeq lists its product as uncharacterized. The transcript is spliced from 3 exons. The record is from RefSeq and is a predicted model, not a curated record. Bases 26 to 568 code for a protein of 180 amino acids. Lineage: Eukaryota; Fungi; Mortierellomycota; Mortierellomycetes; Mortierellales; Mortierellaceae.